AUGACAACGCGGCUAGAUUUCACAACAGCCGACCUCAUUACAUGCCUGAUUUGCAUCAGAGAAUUCGAUACGAAGACCAGGAAGCCGAAGGUGUUACACUGUGGACACACUGUUUGUGAAGAGUGCACCGCAAUUCUGAAGGACCCCACUGUGUAUGUGUUUAGUCGCAUAUUAUUGGAUGAAAAAUGCUGGAUCAUACUUGGCUGUUCGGUGCCCGACAUGUCGCCAAUUCACAUCUCGAACAGAAAUGUACUGCGGAAGGAUGUUGAUGGAACCACACAUAUAGUAUUCGCAGGAAAAACAGGAUCUCCGGAAGAAGUAGUGAAGUUCAUUAACGAUAAUGGAAUCAGCAUCGAAACCGGAAAACUAAUGCCUCAGAUGGUUCACGACGAAGGAAAUAGCAAAGAAGCAGAAGGAUUUGUUAAGGUCAAUAGGUUGGCUACUGGACAAUCUGCGUUUAAAUGCGCAAAGGCGCCAACAAAGUUGGAAGAAGCUGAAUUCAGAGGAUCAUUUGAAUUGAAAGCGUCGGGAUCCGAGGGAUCCAUAAAGCUGGAAUUGGUGAAAAAAGGAGUAAUUCCGAAAAAUGGAUUCGCAGUGCUCGGCGGUUGUAUGACCAAGCCCAAUCCAAAACGCAUCAAGGAGCUCACUGCAAGUACAAGCACCCCAAGCACUUCUAAAGCGGGAGCUCCAGAAGCGACAGUCGAAGAACCUCUUCCAAAACGUCGUCGUUGCAGAAAAUGA
Caenorhabditis briggsae is the source of this 741-nucleotide messenger RNA. The record is from RefSeq and is a predicted model, not a curated record. The transcript has 4 exons. NCBI's taxonomy places the organism in Eukaryota, Metazoa, Nematoda, Chromadorea, Rhabditida, Rhabditidae. Gene Ontology annotation, molecular function: ubiquitin protein ligase activity. Gene Ontology annotation, biological process: protein ubiquitination. Bases 1 to 741 code for a protein of 246 amino acids.